Messenger RNA from Trichomycterus rosablanca, 4508 nucleotides. It is a transcript of the gene amer1, whose product is annotated as APC membrane recruitment protein 1. Gene Ontology annotation, cellular component: plasma membrane. The transcript has a single exon. Gene Ontology annotation, molecular function: phosphatidylinositol-4,5-bisphosphate binding; beta-catenin binding. The record is from RefSeq and is a predicted model, not a curated record. Bases 1 to 2895 code for a protein of 964 amino acids. NCBI's taxonomy places the organism in Eukaryota, Metazoa, Chordata, Actinopteri, Siluriformes, Trichomycteridae. Gene Ontology annotation, biological process: regulation of canonical Wnt signaling pathway.
AUGGAAUCUGUUACAGGAAGUGAGCUUCCUGGUGCGGCUGGAGGGCCACCAUCGGAACCCAUCUCCCAUGAUCCUCAGCAGCCCCAGACGUGUCCCACAGGAAAGCUAAGGAAGACCGCCUUUAGGUUUUUCGCAGGCCGGAAGAGCAUCUGUAUGCUGCCCAGCUUUUUCGUCGGAAGAGCGAAAGGCCAAGCGAGGGGCUCGUCCAAAACGGGUGUAACCAAGAGCCAGACUUACGAUGGCGUGAGCAGGGCGGGCUGGGACGACAGCGUCCGAGGCAGCGGCGACGUGACCUCAGCGGACUUCGAAUUUCACAAUCCGAAUAGCUUGGUCGACCCGCGCAAACUGCAGGAGAGUUUCGAGAGGUCGCAGUCGCUGCCUAGACAGAAGCGAGGUCUUCGAGGAUUCUUCAGCAGCAUCAGGAGGCACCGGAAGAACAAAAAUGUGGAGCCGGAAAAGAACGAGACCUUCGAAAUGUCCUCGGGUGAGAUAGUGCGUGUCGCGUCGCCGAACCUUGAUCGUCUCGGUGAUUACAGUUGUGAUCAGAGUGAAGCGUCUCAGCCGAACGUGCCUCUCGAAGCCUGUAGCGGCGAUCUUCCGACACCGUCUGGUUCUGCUCCUGAAAACAGUACAAAACAUGACAUGCUAGUGCCUGAAGAAGAUGAAGAGGAAGAAAGUGAACAGAUGAAAACGGAGGACGAUACGGAGGAGGAACGUAGAAGGAAAAGUGUUCUGGUUACGUAUCAGCAGCCGUUAUCUGCGGAAUCUGAGAUGCUACGCCUAGUCGAGCUACGCGCCGAUUUACCCGAGGCUGACCUGCCCGCGCUGUCCACCUCGUCUGACAACUUGGUCUUCGGAGACGUCUCGUCUCUUAAGAGUUUCGAUUCGCUGACCGGCUGUGGCGACAUCAUCGCAGACCAGGAUGAUGUCAGCAUCGCCGAGAGUUCCGUGUCGGGAGAGAGAGCGAGUCGUAGCGCCGGCAAACGAAGCUCCUGCCUCGUUACUUAUCAGGGCGGCGGGGAGGAGAUGGCGACUCCGGAUGAAGUGGACAACGAGUACUUGGACAGCCUGUGGGAAUCGGAGGGCAGCGAGGUCUGCUAUCUGCCAUCGGAGCAGCCCCUCAGCCCCUCGACCACCCCGGAUCAGCCCACCAGCUCCUUUCAGGUCACGACCAGCAGUGGCAACACUGGCACUAGUCCUUUGGGCAUGACCGAAGCAGCCCUUACACCUACUGAUCUUCUGACUCCUCAAAGUGACCGACAGGGAUCAGUGCCAAACAGCGAUGAGGGGUACUACGAUUCCACGACGCCCGGAGCCGACGAGGAGACUCGCGACUGCCCACCGAAGGAAAGACUCCCCAGAGACAGUUACAGCGGCGACGCCCUUUAUGAACUUUUUGAAGCAGACGACGAAUUACUCAGUCCUCAAGUCGCCUCGAAGGACAGUCAAGGGUUUUUAGGACACAACCAAAAUAAAGCGGACAUUCUCUACGCCUUGUCCUCGGCUGCUUUGGAAACUGGUGCCAUGGAGACGGAGGAGGAGCGCUUGAGCAGGAUCCAGCAUGCCUUGCUCUGUUGCGAGCUGCAGAAUCUCAGGAACGCAUCCGAAGAUCAGCAUCCGUAUCACGGCGAUCGUUUCUACGGCGACGAAAACUCAGCAGAUAAGCCGCAUCAGCAGCAAGGCGGCCGACCGGCGCAAGGAUCCCACCACGCCUUACAGGAACAUGGUGGAGGUCGGCUCCAGCACAGAACGUUGUACGGUUCGGAUUCUGUGAAUUCUGCCGAUUCUAGUUCAAGCCCACAAGUAUCGGAGACGCCAAGCCCUCUGCAGGAUGCGGUCAUGUACUCCGAGCAAGAACAGUGCAAGGGUUCAGAUCCCUCUUUACCACCCACAAGGGGCGGCAGCCAAUCUCAAGAGGAUCUGAUGGUUUGUUUCUCACAAGCUUUGGUCGAUUUUACCCAAAACUCCAGGCGAUACCGCAACUCCACCGAGAGCCUGGAUUGCUCCGAGUCCAGCUCGCCAUUCGGGCCGAGCCUAAGUGCACUUCCUGCCAUCGUUACCUUCGACGUGGUGGACAUGGAGAACGAGGGCGAGUGUGAGCAGCCGGAGCCUGCCGAGGAAGAGGAGGACUUGGCGUCCCCGUACGAGGACUUUGAGGAUGACUGGUGCUAUUUGCAGCAGGACGCGUUCGCCGAGUGUGAUCAGAGAACGUUCGAUGCCUACGAGCAAAGUCUGUUGUUCAGCAACGCUUGGGGUAUCGCGAGCCUUCCUCGACACCUCAGCCUGAGCCGCCCGGGCCCCCCGGUUCCAGCUCCGCUCUCGCUUAACCGGCGGAGUCGCUCUUUAGAUACCGAUAGUCUAGAACACCAGACUAGCGAGCUGUACGCUUCCGUUCUUGCUCAUGGGAAUAAAGUGAUAUCCUUCCAACACAGAAAAAACAACCCUGAAACCGGGUUCUGUGACAUGGCACUACCGCGACAAGCAGUCCGGGACUCGAGAGACGACUGGAGACCAGGACGCGCUUGUGACUUUGACUCUUCCAAGAAAGAUACCAGCCUGUCCCAGCAGCAGCAGAGGUCCCUUCAGGGUUCCCCUUGGUUGGAAGUGUCAGCUUGUCCCUCCGGCCGCCAACCAACAGUCAGACCGUCAUAUCUACCCCUACAGGCAACUUAUCACAAUAGCAGUGCGGCACGCGGCACCAAAACGAGUGCUGAAGGAAACGUUUCGGCAGGUCGUAGCGAUCUGUACCCCUGCAGCUAUCCUCCGGGAGUGAAAAAUCGGCCGGUCGGUAUCACGCAGGGUAUACCUCAUCUUCGUCCAGACCGAUCCGACGCCGCGAGGGAGAUUACAGCCAAGAAUAGAAGGACCGAUAUCGAGCGGGAGUAUCCGCAGUGACUAAACGUAACGUAAACAAGCUUGAUUAAAAAAUUAAAAUGAAUCAAAAGGUCUUACGGUCAAAAGCCCGUACUGACGGGUUCUUGACCGUCUUUGAAUCUCAUCAAUUUCCUGUUGCUGUCAUCACCAGAUAAGCUAUUAUACUUUGUAGUGGUUGUAGUUUUUGAUUCUAUUUCUCGUGUAUUUGUAAUUUCCGGCUUUGCAGUACAGCUACCAAGUGUUGCGUUCUCUUAUUAUUUGUGGCUUUCAUGUAGCAGAUCCUUGUUGACCGGAAAUCUAAAUGUAUUUUUUGUUUUGAAACACUUUGUUAUAAAAAAAAUAAGCCCCCCGCCGAGAGCCCUUAGCCAGCCUGCUCAGAGAUGGUGCUAGCUGUGUGUAUAGGGAAGUCGCUGGUGUUCGGGAGUCAUUUUUGGACACAGUUUGAGUUAUUUGAACACUUUAUGCUGAUAUGCUGUAUGUUCUCAUGUUUACACUCUUUUAUUGUAAAUGUAACGUUUGUACUUUGAGAUUUUUGCAUCACGUUUGUGAGCCGCUGUGUGCCGAGUGUUACUGAAGACCGUAGGGGUGCAGAACGCUCACGUUUAGCGCAUCCCGAACACAGAAGUUGCCUCUGAAUGGUAAGAAUACGUCCAUGAAUGCAUGAAUUAAUAUGUGGCACCCAGGGAGGACCCCCAAGGGAGUGAAAACGUUCUGCGGUAAAGGGGUCAAGGGGAUUCCUCAAAGUUAAAAAUAUUCAGAAAUAUUUUCUUUUAUGUCUUUGUUAUUUAGCUACGGUUUACAUUUUAGCAUUUAGUGGACACGUAUCCAAAGCAGCUUACAAUUGUGACCGAAUACAAUUCAAGACAUUAAGCAUUAGGGGCCUCACGCAAUCAGGGUGUGGUAAGGCUUGAACCGGUGACCUUCCUAUUGCUAGUUCAGUACCACAGGUAACAUUUUCUCUCGACAGGUAAGUCGACGUUAUCUGGACCUUUCUUCUGGCUAAAGCUUUUUGGGGAACCUUAACUAAUGCUGUAAAGCCGCGGUUCUCGAUGUUUUGGUUACACAGGCAGCAAGCUGAGCGCAGCAGAGAUCAAAAUCUGGUCUUACGAGCUUCAGAGAUCCGUUAUGAUGAAUAGUCGGUAAUUAAGGAUGUAAUAGAGCUUCAGACAUGAGACGAAGAACUUCUUCUUCAAAGGUUCUGGAAGUUACAAGCUGUGCUGAGUCUUUAACUUCUCAUCAUAUAUACCGUAUAAUCAUUAAUACAGUCGACAUCAGUUUAUAAAUGUAAGGACGGUUAUCGAAGUGUCAAUACAGCAAUUCCUUGACGUUGGUCUUUUACGAUUGCUCUCGCACUUCCGUGAACAAAUCAAUGCUGUAUAAUUUUAUUAUCGUUUUAAUUUGUACAUUUAUUUUCUUUUAUUGUAAUCAGUGAUUGAAUGUUUACACUUUUAUUGGCUGGCACAUGUAAGCCAAAACCACAGGCUUUUUAUUCUAUGGAUGUAUUUCCAGACGGUGAAUGUUUAAACAUCUACGAUUAAACUGUGUGUGUGAGAUCACGUCCCUGUAGCCAAACACACAGUUAAAACAUUACAUGCACACUUCUCAACUGGAAAUAAAUUCCCAUCUCAAACCAA